Columba livia (rock pigeon) is the source of this 4762-nucleotide messenger RNA. RefSeq names its product brain expressed associated with NEDD4 1 (gene BEAN1). The transcript is spliced from 6 exons. NCBI's taxonomy places the organism in Eukaryota, Metazoa, Chordata, Aves, Columbiformes, Columbidae. Bases 518 to 1459 code for a protein of 313 amino acids. Gene Ontology annotation, molecular function: protein binding. The record is from RefSeq and is a predicted model, not a curated record.
UCAAGAGCCGUUAUCCGCCUACAGCUCCUUAUCCAGGCAGCAAAGCCCCGCAGCGUCCCUAGCACUUUCCUUCCCUUUCCCCAGGCACCGCAGCAGGGAGGGAAGGCGCGGAGCCGGGGUUCCCGCAGGCCCCGGAGCCCCCGCAGGGCGGUCAGACCCCACAGAUGUGCAGCCCCGAGCACCCCGGCCCGCCGUGCGGCCUGCGCCGGCCGCACCGCCUCCGGGCCCCGCUCCCCACAGGCCGGACCGUCACCCCGCAUCCCGGCCUGCCCCCGCUCCGUCCCGCCCCGCCGCCGCUGGAGGCCGGGCAGGGGAGGGGGAGCUCCAGCCGGCCCCCGCGGGGCGGAGGUCACCCGCCUGCCCCCGCCCUCCCCCAUGGGCGCCGGCUCCGUCCAGCCGCCGUCGCUCCGGCCCCGCGCGGAGGAGGAGGCGGCGGGGCGCGUCUCCCGGCGGCGGCUGCGCCCGCCUCGCCGCCCGCCGCCGCCCGCAAGCCGCCGGGGAGCCGCGGCGGAGGCGCAUGGAGAGAACGGCCGCCGCUGUGUGCUGGGUUCUUUUCUUCCAUCUUCCUCUCAUCUCUGGAAGCUCCAUCCGUAUUGGAAUAGGCAGCAAUUAUUCCAAUCUCUAUGAACAGAGUAUUCUGCCAUGUAAAAAAGAAGAACUACAGUGUGGUGACGGACUCUGCCUCUUAAACUGGCUGCGCUGUCACUAUAAGAGAGACUGUGGCAGAGACUACAUGUCCAUCAAACUAACAUGCUCAAAAGUUCACCUGAACCAGAGCAGCCCAACCAGUGAAUUCCCCAGCUAUGGUGAAAAUGGAAAUGACACCAGUUUACUCGUUUCACCACUGCUGGUGGCUGGCGUAGUGAUCGGACUUGUACUAUUUCUAUCCUGUGUUACAAUCAUCAUCGGCAGUCUGCGAAAGGAUGGACGGUUAAGACACCCACAUCUGAGGAGAGAUGCUGUUUAUGCUCCAGAUGGCUUCUCUUACGGUGACUCUUUUGGAGAGCUGAGAUCUACCUGCAUGGAAGAGUUUCCCCCAGCUUUUGAUUUUGGGUCCUAUCUGGAUACACUUUCUCAGGUCAACUUCAUGUAUCCUGAUUCACCUCCACGCUACGAUGAAUGUGUUGGGCCAGGAGCAACACAAAUAUACAUUCCCACAGAUGAUCCCCCCCCAUAUUCUCUUACGGACCCUUGUCAAAGAAAUGAAGUAUCUAUAAACAUUAGCCUGGAAGAAGCAGCAGCAUCUGGGACUACAGGACAGGGUGCAAAUUAUGCAGUCACGCUGCAGGACUUGCAGCAGCCCAUUUCAUCCAUCUCUUUGUCAUCGCUCACUCUGGAGGCUGCUCCCCUGUACGAGACAGUGGUGUGUGAACAGAAUAUCCCCAUCCCACUUGUUCCAAUGGAAGUACUGAAAAAUUCUUCCACUGACUACCAGACCCUUUUGAACCAAAUCAUGUGAAUAAAAGCGGCUCUUUCCUUCAAUUCUUCUGAAGAACUCAGACUGACAAAAACUUUUGGAAGAAUAAAACCUCUGAAUAUUUUACGUAUUUUAUAUCUUUAAGUAGGGAUGCAAUGGGAUUAAUGGGAUUUUUCUUUUUUUUUUUUUUUUACACUGAUUUUUGAAAGUUUAUGUAAACUUCCCUCUUUGUGUUUCAAAGCGUUCCACGACAUCACACAGUAUAAAAGAGCAGCAGUGACAGGAAGUGCAUUUGACCUUUUUGAAGCAUUUCAAAACACAUUGAAAUCAGCCACUCUUAAUGUAGAUACAUGUUAUCCAGCCAAGCCUACAUGUUGAUUUAUGAAACUUCGCAUGUUUUAGAGCAGAAGGAAAAAGAAGAGCAUUUUGUUGUCUUUGUAGGUAUCAGUAGUACAUUUCAUUCAGUAUCUUGGUAACAAAGCAUUUUAAAAUAAUUCUUUGUCUGAAUACGUAUUUCAGUAGAUGGAGAUAGAACACUGUGUGCAAAACAUGACUAUCAGUACAAUAUUUUGAUAGUCACAUUUUCCCUUUGGAAAGCCUGGCCAGUACCAGGUUUUCCAGACCAUUGUGAAGCCUGCUGCUAAGGCUUCCUCAAAAAAAACCAACAGCAAGGGAUGGAGAAGUGGCAAUGGAUCCCCAAAGCCCAAUUGGCUUUACCUAUGGCAGCUGAACUGCAGCUGUGCAGGCCUGGGAGCUACGAGCAUUUCACAGGGACUUGAUGUAGCCAAGGGAAGGGCCAUCUCUGGAAUCCCAGAAGAUGCUUCAUGCUGAUUCCCACGCACGACUGCAUUUUCAGGCACUAACUGGUCUCCUUUGUCAGUAAAGAGCCUGUGGUGUUAGAAAGGACCUUAACCUCUAGUAAUUAGUGUGAUAUGAAUAAUAGAUGCUGGACUUGGCAUGCACAGUAACAGAGAACCUCACUUUGUGCAGAAAUCUCUUUUAUUAGGCACGAUCCUUUUCACUGAAAUUUUGGUACCCACAAAUCUAGUGUUUGUUCAUAGAGCUGGACUUCUCACACGAUCACUGGAUAAAAGCAUACAAGUUGGAGAUGCACACUAGCAGGAAUAGCAGCACUAAACUGCAGAUGCGAGAGUUUAAUCUUGCAUGGUACACAUGCACCCUAUCUCCACUUAAGGACUAAGUUACACAUUCAACCAGUACUAGUUAGCAGAGUUAUCAGAGGCCUAUCUCCACUAAGUCUCUUAGAGGUACUUUCACUGGAAAAAAAAUUUUAGGCUGAUAAAAUGGACUUCAGUUUGCUACCCUCACUGAAGGAUAUGUAAAAAUGAGUAUAGUAAAUAUAUAAUUGUAUUUAAAAGAAAGCAUCAUCCAAAUUAUUAAAACUGCACUUAGAUUUUCUGUAAAUACUAAAUGAUUUUCAACUGUAAUCAUCAUUCAACACUACAAAGAUUGACACAAUUAUAAUUAAUACUUAGAUGGGAAGUAAUGAUAUGGUUCUUACUGCUGUAUAAAUUAUAUCAUCACUGAGUCAUAUGCACAUGAUGAGAUAAGGUAAGUAUGCAUUUUUUUGCUAAUUAGAUGAAAGUAAAUAUGUAUUUUGCUAAAAUAACAGAAUUAUUUUGCAGUUCAGCAAGAUUUUCAAUAUUCUCAGUAUAUGAUACCCAAAACAACAAAGUUUCACAAUUUUGCAUUGCAAAACUGCUGGCAGGCAUUGCCGGAAUGUAGACUAUAUUUCACAUUUGUGUUUUUAACAGAUGGACCUAUCCCUCUAUAUAAAGUACUAGUGUAAACAGUUUUAUCAUAUGCAAAGUAUCCUGCAAUAAGAGAGACAAAACUCUACACCAUGUAUUGGGGGCCAGAAAUUAAAACCAAGGUAGAAAGAAACAUAUCUGUCAGUUUUAUUGGCAGGGAAAUAAAAACUGAAGGAAAGCACAGAGGUUUAUUUAUGCAGAGCAGGACAUGCUUUCAUCGCGAUGUCUUCAUGCAGCUCUUGGAGACCUGCCUAGAACAGGGUAAAGCACUGGGAUCAGACCCUUCUUACUUCAGCCUGCUAUUGGAGGAGAUGGAGGGGGAAAUCUAAGAAACAAGUAUUAGAAGACAAAUGUGCUUCCCAUCCCCCCUCCCCUCCCCACCUCCGCUCCCCCCAGAGUGAGUCCCUCUUUUACUUGUAACAUGGCAAACCUGAAGGUUGUUCUGAAGACAAGCACAGAGAGCUUUUCACAUCUAGCAGUCAAACCUCUACUCUGUUACAGGUGCUUACAGUUUCUGAGCAUUUUGGGCAAUCAUUUCAAUCUGCUUGGCUUUUAACAUGACAGGGUUUUCAUGACCUUCUACUAACUUUCUGUCUAUGAGUAACAAACUAAUUGUUAGUAGGCCUCUGAUGAAAAUGGGAAAUUUGUAUUUCACCUCAUGAUAGAAAUGCAUUACUAAGAUUAUAAAACACUAAUCAAAGUCUGUCUUCGUUGAUAACAGUUACACAUCCUUAGCAUUAUGAUCUGGAUUGUAUGUAGCAGCAUUGCUUCCAAAUAGCUGUCUACUCCCUCUUGUGGCAUACCAUUUUAUAAAGUCAAGUCAUAUGGUUAUGCUACACAGGGUUCAUAAUGAGGGAAUUGUCCAUCAAAAUAAUCCCAGCUGCUUUGUCACACAGAUAUGGAAGCCCACCAAAACAUACGCUUUGAAACUGCAGCAUUUUUCUAAGUUACCACUGAAUGCAUAGUUAUGUCAUUCAUCAUGAACAAGUACCUUUACAAAACAAACUGUGAAUUAAAAGUAGAGUACACUACCUUCAGUGAUACCUUACCACAAUCACUUGCAAGAGUGGCUUAAUAUUUUCUACUCUUGUUAAUCUUUUUAGCUAGGUGAUACCCAACAAAGUUGUGGGAGAAAAGCAUAUAAAUCCAACCAUAUACUGCUGCAAACAGACAAUACUAGACAGAGAAAUUUAUAGCUCUAAAGCCGCUCUAACAGCUUCUGCUGUUGAUAAUCCUUGUAAUGAUGCAAUAUGUUUUCACUUCUUGGAGAAUAUUUAAGAUCCCAGAUAAAGCUCGGAAAAACUGACAGUGUCUCCUGAUGCUCCUAUUAAGAAAUUCACAUCCUCCUAUCAGAUAUUAUUCUAAACUCUCACAUAAAACACCAAUCCUAGAACAGGCUUAACACAGGCCUUUCGUUUAUUACACAAUAUCUGAAAGGAAGUUGUUUAGACAUGGUGUUUCUUGCUAUGUGAUAACAAUACUGUAUUUCUGUAGUCAUCUCUUUUGCUUCAAUUUUUAGUAUACUGAUCUUUACACAAAACUUUUAGUAAAGAACAUAUAUGUAUUCAAUAAA